GCCAAGGAUGAAAAGCCGCGCCUGCGGGAUCACUUUCUAGAGAUGCUGAAGCUACGCUUCCGUAUGGAUGGAUGGGAGGACAUCAUGGGGAUCGAAGAGGAGGUGAUCGUGGAAAUGCGCCAGCACUGGCCGUUUCUGGAGGAGGAGUCUGACUUGUUGGACUACCCAUCACCACAGCCGCUGUCCCGCUACGCCCGAGACCACAUUGCGGUGGAGAGGCUUCUUCCCACCAAGUAUGUGGCCUGCAUCCAAGGCAGCGGCUAUGUGAACCACCUCCUGAUCGUCCUGGCGAUCUCGGUGGCCGCGGCGGGGUCGUGGCAGCGGCCCCAGACGAAGAGUUCACCUGUGGGAGGCCUUGCCCCGGGCCAAGGCGGUUGUGUACUAGGCAGGCUGCAGACGCAGGGAGCGGUGCCAGGCAACCGUAGUGUAGCGCUUUGGGAGAAGAGUGGAGCAGGACUUGACUUAGGGCAGGAACAGUGCGAGAGUGUCGCCGCUGUGCAGUUUUGUGGAAGCUUCAAGGGCGGGGCCGACCACCUCGGGGGCGCUGAUGUCGGCGCGGGGGUUCUCCAGGCCUACUGCUUCAAUUUUGGGGGGUGUCACGGCGGCGAGGACUUGGUGGAGCUGGCGCUCUUCCAGGGCGGCCAGUCCGACAUCUCUGCGGAUUACUUGGACAAUGGCAUGCUUGUGGGUCCCGACGGUGGCCUGGCCGAUGCGCUGUGGCUGCUUGAGGGCUCUGACGUGCUUGAGUGCUACGACGGCGAGGUCCUGGUGGAGCUUGAGCUCCUCCAUGGCGGCCUGCCUGACAGCUAUGCGGGCGACUUGGACAUUGACGUGCUUGGGGGUCUCGGCGGCGGCCUGACUGAAGAACAGCAGCUGCUGGCAGACUUUGACAAGAUUGAGGGGCUGGACGGCGACCCACCUGAUCCUGGAGGAGGUGCUUGUGGGCUGCGAUGGCGUGUGUGCCCCCUGGCUGCGUGGAGGCAUGGGCCUCGAGGAAUGGGUUCCGACGACGGCCCGGCCGAGGAGCGGAGGCUGCUUGGGGACUCGGACGCACUUGAGGGCUGCGUGGGCGGGGUCCUGGGACAUGACUUGCUUGAGGACUUCGACGGCGGCCUGACUGAAGGGCAGAAGCUGCUGGAAGACUUUGGCGAGAUUGAGGCAGGACUGCGACAUGGCGGAGGUCCAGGACGACAAGGACGAGCCCGCGGUGGCACCACCGCCGGCCCCGACGGGACAGAGAGGGGCCACCUCGGCUGCCAGAUACAGCAAUGGGCUUUCGACGCCAAGGACGUGACCAAGGAGCUGCGUGCACGGGGCCGCAGGAUAAGGCGGGUGGCGGUCAACACGACCACGCGUGCAAGGCUGGCCGGGCUCCUGAUGAUUUCCAAGUUCCGCUUCCGAAGCCCGUGGACUCGCUUUGCAAGGCCGACGGUGAGGGACUGGACUUCGCAGGUGGAGGCGGCGGUUUGGGGUGGACCUUUGGCAACGGGACGGUCGGCUUACCUCCUUUGGACCUUCGUGCGCGUCGACCUCCACCCAGACUUUGCCAGCAUUGUCACGAUCCUGACCAAGGAGUGGCUCCGACUUGGACGAGGCGGGCGAGGACGUCGCGGACUGCGUGUGGACGAUGCGCUGGCGGCCGUGGGCUGGCGCACUCGUGGCAGCUGGUGGCUCACCCCGCUGGGCGACUUCGUGACCGAGGAGAUGAGUUUGACGGGGUUUCAGGAGCGCUUGCGAGAGGCUUGGAGGCGGGAGCUUUGGAGGCGGGACACCAAGACGGCUGGGGCCCUGGCAGCCACGGCGACUCCACUGCUGAGGCCGCACAGAAAUUUUGCUCGGGAGGGCCGGGUGGCCGCGGCGGCCACUGAUGGCCGGGACCUGGAACGGCUCCACGCACCCAAAGAUUGCCCCUGUGGUGAGCCGGAUGAGGGCUUUGACUUCCCCGCUGGCCAGGACGUUGAGGGCCAGGUUGGCUUGCUUGCGGGCUACCUGGCGGCGGCCGAGGACGAGGUGCUGGUCGCGACUGACGGGGGUGCCUACCUUGCUGGCGAGCACUACAGAUGGAGAGCGGCUUCGUGGGCCGUGGCUGUUGGCGAGCACGUCGUGUCGGGCUUGGUCGAGGGCGAGGAGCGCACGGCUGCGGCUGGCGAAAGGGCAGCCUUUGCCACGCUUUGCAAGGCGGUGCGGUUGACGGGGAGGCGUGUGCGGGUUCUUCUGGACAACUUGGCCAUUGUGCAGGGCGCGCGGCGGAGGUUCACCGCUGACUUCGAAGAGGAGGAGCUGUGGGCUUUCUGGCAGUGCUACAAGCAGGUGCGGGACCUCAUGCAGUUGGCCUGGGUCCCUUCUCACGGCAAGCAGAGCGCUUGGGCUCCUCCAGACGGCUGGCCGGAUGCUGGCGCGUGCCGGGCCCUCAACAACUUGGCGGACGAGGCGGCCACAGCUCAGCUUUCAAAGACGGCGCCGUGGUUCAGGGCCUUGGAGGCGAAGAUUAAGGAGGGCGAGGCCUGGAGCUAUCGGGCGUUAAAUGCCCAGCUGCGCGCCACUGAGUCGUGGCAUGCUGAGCUCAAAAAGAUUGUCUCGGAGAAGCGCACCCUCACCUGGCGGGCAAAAAAGCUGUCGGCGGCUGACGAGCUCUACCUCUUCUUUCUCUUCAUGGCGGCGGGCGGCUACAUCGAGUCAGU
This is a messenger RNA of Symbiodinium pilosum, 2681 nucleotides long. The record is from the annotation of a GenBank genome assembly. NCBI's taxonomy places the organism in Eukaryota, Dinophyceae, Suessiales, Symbiodiniaceae.